This is a messenger RNA of Serinus canaria (Common canary), 2732 nucleotides long. RefSeq names its product chloride intracellular channel 6 (gene CLIC6). Gene Ontology annotation, molecular function: D4 dopamine receptor binding; D3 dopamine receptor binding; D2 dopamine receptor binding. The record is from RefSeq and is a predicted model, not a curated record. The transcript is spliced from 7 exons. Bases 1 to 2577 code for a protein of 858 amino acids. NCBI's taxonomy places the organism in Eukaryota, Metazoa, Chordata, Aves, Passeriformes, Fringillidae. Gene Ontology annotation, cellular component: plasma membrane.
AUGGAGCCCGAGGACGCGGCUGUGAGCCCGGCGGGGACGGCGCACGAAGAGGCAGCCCCGGCAGCGACAGAGCCCGAGGACGGCGCCGCGGCCCCGGCAGGGACGGAGCCCGAGGGGGCAGGGGCUGCUCCGACGGGGACGGAGCCCGAGAAAGCAGCACCGGCGGGGACGGAGCCUGCGGGAGAGGCGGUGGCACCGGAGGGGACGGAGCCCCAGGUGAGAGAGGCGGUGAGGGAGCAAGGCCCAGCGGAGAGAGAGCCCCGGGAGGCGGCCACGACUGUCCCGGCAGAACCAGAGCCUGAGGAGGCUGCGGCGACAGCCCCGGCGGGGACAGAGCCCGGGGAAACACAGGCGACAGCCCCGGCGGGGACAGAGCCCGGGGAAACACAGGCGACAGCCCCGGCGGGGACAGAGCCCGGGGAAACACAGGCGACAACCCCGGCGGGGACAGAGCCCGGGGAAACACAGGCGACAACCUCGGCGGGGACAGAGCCCGGGGACGCUCAAGGACAGGCGGGCCCAGAGGUCACAGAUCCCGAGGAGGCUGUCGCGGCAGCCCCGUCCGGGACAGAUCCCGAGGGAGCUCCGAGGGAGGAAGCCUCGCCCGGGACAGUCCCUAUAGGUGCGGUGCAAGAGGCAGCCCCGACGGGGACAGAGCCCGAGGAGGCCGCAGUGACAGCUCCAGCAGGGACAGUCCCCGAGAAUGCGGUGCAGGGGGAAGCCCCAGAGGGGACAGUCCCCGAGGAUGAGGGGCAGGAGGCAGCCCCGGCUGGGACAGUCCCUGAGGAGGGGGCAGCCCCGGUGGGGACAGACCCCGAGGAUGCUGUGCAAGAGCCAGCCCCGUCGGGGACAGUCACCGAGGAGGCGCUGGGGACAGACCCCGAGCAUGCGGUGCAGGAGGCAGCCCCGGCUGCUGUGACAGUCCCUGAAGAGGCGUUGGGGACAGUCCCUAAGGAUGAGCUUCAGGAAGCUGGAACAGUUCCCGAGGAGGGGGCGGCCCCGCUGGGGACAGUCCCUAAGGGUGAGGUGCAGGAGGCAGCUCAGGCAGGGACAAUCUCUGAGGAGGUGCUGGGGACAGUCCCCGACGUUGCGGUGCAGGAGAGAGCUCCGGCAGGGACAGUCCCUAGGGAUGAGGUGCAGGAGGAAGCCCCGGCGGGGACAGUCACCGAGGAGGCCUUGGGGACAAUUCCCAAGGAUGCGGUGCAGGAGCCAGCCCCGGGUGAUGUGACAGUCCCUGAGAAUGCGAUCCCGGCAGGGACAGUCCCUGAGGAUGCGGUGCAGGAAGGGACAGUCCCCAAGGAUGAAGUGCAGGAGCAAGCCCCGGAUGAUGCGACAGUCCCCAAAGAUGAAGUGCGGGAGGCAGCCCCGGAUGAUGUGACAGUCCCCGAGGACGCGGUGCAGGAGCCAGCCCCGGGUGAUGUGACAGUCCCCAAAGAUGCAGUGCAGGAGCCAGCCCCGGGUGAUGUGACAGUCCCCGAGGACGUGGUGCAGGAGCCAGCUCCGGAUGAUGUGACAGUCCCCAAGGCUGAAGUGCAGGAGCCAGCCCCGGGUGAUGUGACAGUCCCCAAGGAUGAAGUGCAGGAGCCAGCCCCGGGCAGCGCGGAGCCUCCCGAGAGCCGCGGGGCAGCGCAGGUGGCCUCGCCCGCCCAAGGGCCCCCGGCCGGCGGUCCCCGGUCCCCGGGCGGCCCCGGUGGCGAGGCGGAGGCGGAGCGGGGACCGCCAGCCCCGGCGGGGACAGGAGCCCCGGGGCCCGGGAGCGGCUGGGAUCGGAGCCUGAACGGGGAGCGGGAGCAGCUCCGGGAGGACGGGACGGGCUCGCCGGGCGGCCCGGAGGAGGAGGAGGAGGAGGAGGAUGAGAAGCAGGACCACGACAUCUCCCUCUUCGUCAAGGCUGGCAGCGAUGGGGAAAGUAUUGGGAACUGCCCGUUCUCUCAGCGCCUCUUCAUGAUCCUGUGGCUCAAAGGUGUCAUAUUUAAUGUCACCACCGUGGAUCUGAAAAGAAAGCCUGCAGACCUGCAGAACCUGGCCCCGGGCACCAACCCCCCGUUCAUGACCUUUGAUGGGGAGGUGAAGACCGAUGUCAACAAGAUUGAGGAGUUCUUGGAGGAGAAGCUGGCGCCGCCCCGGUAUCCCAAACUUGCACCGAAGCACCCUGAGUCGAACUCUGCAGGAAAUGAUGUCUUUGCAAAAUUCUCUGCAUUUAUAAAGAACCCGAGAAAAGAUGCAAAUGAAAAUUUGGAAAAAUCUUUGCUUAAAGCCCUGAAGAAGCUGGACAACUAUUUAAAUAGCCCCCUGCCUGAUGAAAUCGAUGCUUACAGCACGGAGGAGAUCACUGCUUCCAGCCGGAAAUUCCUGGAUGGAGAUGAGCUCACUUUAGCAGAUUGCAACCUCCUACCAAAGCUCCACAUAAUCAAGGUCGUUGCAAAAAAAUACCGAAAUUUUCACUUCCCACCUGAAAUGACAGGGAUUUCCAGAUACUUGAAAAAUGCAUAUGCAAGAGAUGAAUUCACAAACACGUGCCCUGCUGACCAGGAGAUUGAAUAUGCUUAUUUGGAUGUGGCAAAGAGAAUGAAGUAACCUGAAGGUGCCUCUGUUUAUUGCUUCUGUGGUGGACAACAGCCAAGCUGGAAGAGCAAAAACCAGCAGAGAUUCUGCAGUGUGAUUUUAAGUUCUGCUAUUGGCCAAUCCUUUUAUAAUGAUUGUAUUGCAUUAUUUACUCCUUCUUAAAACAA